AGCAGAAAAUUCAAUUCACAUGCAGAUUGGAACAGAUCAGCAAGAAGGACGUCAUCAAAGUAUAUAUUGUCACUGACGGGGUCUAUACACAGAGCAGGUACCCCGUCAGUAGCAAUAUAUACCUUGAUGCUACUUUUGCGUUGACAGUCUAUGUGACAACGUCAAGGAACAAAAAGCGCCAUCAUUUUACCCCAAAUCUUUGAGAAAUAAUGUCAUACACUUGCUUCCAAGAUUACAAUAAUGUAUCAGAAGGGAAAGUGCUUUUGAACAUUGAAGAUUUAUUGUGAAUAUGGAAAGCCUUUUGUCACGAAUAUCUUCUCCAACAUAAAAUAUGUUAUAUCUAAUGUAAAAUGAACUUGUGAAAUAUCCUUUCUGUUGUCGAUUAAAACAUCAAUUAUGGUAAUUUUCCACAUAAUAAUUAAACAAGAGAACACAUUUGAUUCCAAUUUUUGAGCAUGGUAAAAUGCAUGUUAACACAAAUUUGGCGACAGAAAUAUUAUGCUCUUUACAAGGAUAUGGCCGGACGUCACACACAGGCACGGUUUAACUUCAUCCUCAGGAAAAAAUUGACGCCUCGUGAUAUCGCAGACAUGUUCAACGAUUUUGCUGAAGACUAUGAACAGGUGUAUUUCAACAUCGGUUGGAGACCUUAUGAAGUUGUCGGAGACUUCAUGGCUAAAAUCAUUCCAGAGGAAAAUAGAUCUAAACUGAAAGUCUUGGACGUUGGAGCUGGCACAGGUCUUCUCGGAAAUAAGCUAAAGAAUCAUGGAUUCACACACGUCGAUGGUUUGGAUCCAGCAAAGAAUAUGCUGAAUGUAGCCAAAAGGCGCAACAUCUACCAAAGAUACAUCUGUGCAUUCAUUAACAAAGACAGAAACAAUGCCAUAGAAACGGAUUACUAUGACUACAUUGUGGCAUCAGGUGCUUUUAAUGAAGGUCUGAUUCCCUGUGGCGCCUUCCAGGAAAUGAUUCGGAUCGUUAAACCAGGUGGUCGAAUCACUUUCACGGUUCCAACCAAAUACAUCAACAUCUCAGACAACUUACGGGAUCAGUUACUUCCCCUUAUAGACCAGCUGGCACAAGAGGGCGUGUGGGAGGUCACUUCCGUUGCACUGGAAGAUGGAGAACUUUCUUCCACAGACGGUCCGGGCACUUUGUUUAGUUUGAAGGUUUUUGUGUCCGAAAAGACGUUUUAAGAAUCUAGAAAAGUCAGUUCCUUAUUACGUACUAUCUUUUGUUAGCCUUUUCAUUUGUCAAGUAAAUAUAAGCGAUGCCCAUGUUUCAAAUAUGUAUGCAUCACUGAUGACACAUUUCCAAAAGUAGAAGUUAAAUUAAACAUGUAAAUCCCACUCUAUUCAUUCUAAACUUGUGGAUGUUGCGUCAAUGGCCAUUAUUUUGUUCGGGAAUCCAUGGACUCACAGACUAAACGAAAGUUCUUGAUUGGUGUAAUGGUUUUUGGUCGCACUGACCAGAAACGUUUUGUGGUGAUUAUUUCAGAUCGAUACCAACUUGUUUCCCUCUAAAAACUAAAGCUUAAAAACUGGAAAUGUGUUUCCCCAAACAAGAUACAAACAA
Molecule: messenger RNA, 1575 nt
Organism: Haliotis rubra (blacklip abalone)
Lineage: Eukaryota; Metazoa; Mollusca; Gastropoda; Lepetellida; Haliotidae
Product: demethylmenaquinone methyltransferase-like
Exons: 5
Coding region: 456-1196 (246 amino acids)
Source: RefSeq, a predicted model, not a curated record